Aspergillus novofumigatus IBT 16806 is the source of this 766-nucleotide messenger RNA. RefSeq lists its product as uncharacterized. The transcript has a single exon. The coding region runs from base 237 to 695 and encodes 152 amino acids. The record is from RefSeq and is a predicted model, not a curated record. NCBI's taxonomy places the organism in Eukaryota, Fungi, Ascomycota, Eurotiomycetes, Eurotiales, Aspergillaceae.
GCUCAGGUCAUUCCCUGGGAAUAUUUGCUCCUCCAUCUAGUGAAGUACAUUAUUGGGCUGCUCCUCAUGCCCAAAAACCCCCCAUUCCUCAAGACUGGUAGAAGUCUUCCCAUACCAUCAAAAUUUCCCAGCAACACAACCAUGCAGAAUGAUUCAUUUAUCCUCGUGAGUGAUCGCCUGUGACCUGUCACGUUACUCACAUAUGGCCCCGAGCAGCCUACAGCCGAUCAUACUCGAUGGCCCUUAUCUGGAGCUCUUCUGCCUGCAAUUAUGCAUUUAGGCUCUUGAGACUUUGUUCAGAAGGUAACCAAGACUUUGAUGCCAGCAUACUACGUUCGAUCAAUCACUGCGAUGCUACUGAUGGCCGUAGUGCUUCCUGGCUAAAAUUGCAUUACCUGGCUCAGAAACCGGAGUGUAGACGCUCAGGCCAGCGCAAUAUAUUCGACCUAUGGCGUCUCUUCUGCCAAGAGCUGGCAUGGUUCUCUCUCCGUCUGUUGCCCAUACCUGGCCUGGGAGAGGACCUAAGCGACCAGUUUACUUGGACCGAUAAGCUCGCUGGUGCCCCUCCCGUUUUGGUGCGGUUUGUAUGCAAGGGAAUUUCCCUGAUAUCAGCUCCCAAGGAUCUUUGGAUUACCCCUCUAGCUUUUCAUGAAGAAUGCUCUUGCGACCCCGUCAUGGUGUCCAAGAUAUCUUGACCGUGAGGGUAUAGUACUAAUAUAACAGCCGCCAGGAAAUAUAGUACAUACCCUUUAAUAUUGACCUAAGA